AUGAACCGACUCAAAGGAUACCAACACCCAAAUGAUAUUGAAGGAGGAAAUACCCCACCUUUUCAACGGUUUGAAGAAGCACCCCGUAGAAGCUUGCUCUAUAGACAAUUGUUUGGUGGUUCACGAUUUGCUUCAUUUACAUAUUUAACUGCCAUUGCCAUGAUUGCUACUUUUGUUUAUGAACUUAUCAGAAACACUCAAUUGACAGGCAGUGCCAUCCAGACAUCUCCCUUUAACCCUAUGGUGGGUCCCAAUUACAUGGCCUUGGUCAAUAUGGGAAGUAAAUUUGAUCCUUGCAUGCGAUCUAUCCCAUCUUACUCUGCUUCUACUUCAAUUAGCAAUUGUUAUGCUAGUACAGAAUCUACAUGCACCAUUGAAGAGUUGUGCGGCUUUGGUGGCUUCCAAGGUGGUACACCAAACCAAAGUUUUCGCUUCUUUACCAGUAUCUUUCUUCAUGCGGGUAUUGUUCACAUCUUGAUGAAUUUGAUUACACACUUUUCGCUUGGUAGUGAUAUUGAACGUAUCUUGGGCAGUAUUCGUUAUGCCAUCUUGUAUCUUGGCUCUGGUGUUUUUGGCUUUGUUCUUAGUGCAUUACUGGCUGGUCCUACUGUGUCUUCAAUGGGCUGUUCAGGCGCACUUUUUGGUAUUGUUGGAUUUACUGUAGUCGAUUUACUUUUCCGUUGGAGAGAAACAAAGCGACCUGGGCGUGAAUUAGCCCAAUUACUGUUUGUGGUCGUGGUCUCUUUGGUCUUGGGUUUACUUCCAGGCCUUGAUAAUUUUGCACACAUUGGUGGGCUCGUGAUGGGCUUAUUGCUUGGGACUUUGCUUUCUUCUAUUCGGUCUACUGCUUCUGCUCGUGCAAAGAUGAUAACAUGGAUCUGUAAAGUGAUCUCACUCGUCCUUAUUGUUGUCUUGUUUAUUGUUGUCUUGCAAGCAUUUUAUCAAGCCAGUGACUUAUCUGCUGUAUGCCCUGGUUGUAAAUACCUUUCUUGUUUACCUGUCAAUGGCUGGUGUGAUGUAUAA
Molecule: messenger RNA, 1023 nt
Organism: Gilbertella persicaria
Lineage: Eukaryota; Fungi; Mucoromycota; Mucoromycetes; Mucorales; Choanephoraceae
Product: rhomboid family-domain-containing protein
Exons: 3
Coding region: 1-1023 (340 amino acids)
Biological process (GO): proteolysis
Cellular component (GO): membrane
Molecular function (GO): serine-type endopeptidase activity
Source: RefSeq, a predicted model, not a curated record